AUGACCCAUUUUCGAAACCUUAGAAAACCAGCAAUUCUCAAAUGGGCAUCUUCUUGUUUCUUUGAAAACCAACUCAACCCCCCAGUUUUUGUAAUGGGUUCGUUUCACUUAUCACAAAGGCAAAACCCUAGGUUUUAUAGGUCAAAAGGAUCAGCUGUAGCAGUGAAGCGUGAGGUUUUAGAGGCUCCCAAAAUCCCUCAGGCCACUUUGAAAGAGGCUCAAGCUGCUUUGUUGGAAUAUUUGCAUUGGACUAGGAGUAUUCCGUUUAUGGAUGCGGAGAACAUGAGCAAAAACUCACCUCAUUUUUUACGAAACCUUUUGAAAAAGGUUAACAUUGUUAAGGAUGUUAGAAGCUCUAUGGCGCGGUUUUUACGUUAUCGUCCCAUUAAUGAAUUCGAACCUUUCUUUGAGAGUUUGGGAUUGAAGCCUUGGGAGUAUACUCCUUUACUUCCUAGGAAUUUGAUGUUUUUGAGUGAUGAUUCAUUGUUUUUUGAGAAUUAUAGGGUCUUGUGUCAAUUCGGGAUUGAACGAAAUAAGAUUGGUCGGAUAUAUAAGAAAGCAAUUCAAGUGUUCCAACUUGAAUCUGGUGCUUUGCCAUUAAAGCUUCAAGCUUAUCAAGAACUGGGGCUUAGCCACUCUUUUAUGGUUAAGAUUAUUGUUUGUAGCCCUUGUGUUUUGAUUGGUGAUAUAGAUAUGAAAUUCAUUAAGGUAUUAGAGAUUUUGAGGAGUAUGGGAUUUGAUCAUGCUUGGGUUCAGGAGCAUUUGUCAGAUCAAGAUUCAUAUAAUUGGGGUUUGAUACUUCGUGUUCUGAGCAUCUUUAGUGAGAUGUUCUGCGGUAAUGAGUUAGUUAGGUUAAUCAGCCAGCAUCCAGGGCUUUUGUUUGAGGGUUCUGGGUAUGCUACUUUUUCACUAGUCGGGUUCCUGUUGAAAUUUGGACUUCCAAUAGAUCAGAUAUCUUCUAUGUUCCUACAGUUUCCAAAAAUCCAAGUUCAGCAAUUCGUUUCAAAUCUUAUUAAAUGUUUUGUGUUCUUUCACGAGAUUGAGAUGGAGGUGGAUUGGAUUGCGAAACUUGUUUGUUCAUACACUGUAUUACUUGGUUCAUGCAGGUUGAAGAAAACUAAUAGUUUACUUAGUAACUUGAAUGUUGGAAAAAAGAGGCUUUGUAAAUACAUCCAAGAGAAUCCCCAAGAAUUGAGUAAAUGGGUUAUUGGAUUAAGAAUUGUGCCAUUACCAGACUCAGGAGAGAAUAUAGAGUCAAAAAGGUUGAAGAUGAAGUUCCUUUUAGACUUGGGAUAUGGAGAAAACCCAAACAUGAUGAACAAAGCAUUCAAGGUGUUUCGAGGCAGAGGAGGGGAGCUCCAAGAGAGAUUUGAUUCAAUCGUAAAUGCCGGUUUGGAUAAGGCAGACGUGUCUGAAAUGGUCACCGUAUCCCCUCAAAUCCUAAAUCAAUCAAAAACUGUUAUCCAAUCUAAGAUUGAUAUUCUAGUAAACGAAUUGGGUUACCCCUUAUCGUCUUUAGUAUCAUUCCCCUCUUUUCUUUCCUAUACAACACAAAGGGUCAGGCUUAGAAUGGCAAUGUAUAAUUGGCUCAAAGAUCAUAAAAAAGCAGAGCCUGACUUGGCCUUGAGCACCAUUGUUGCAUGUUCAGACAAAAUAUUCCUGAAUCAAUAUGUGAAUCAUCAUCCUAGUGGCCCUCGAGUUUGGCAGGAUCUAAAAGCAAAGCUUAGCAUGGAUAAAUGAUACAUUAUUUACCUAUUUUAUUGCACCAUUAUGAGUUAUCUCUUGCAAUUUUCCACUGAUACUUUAUGCUGUUUAACAUCACUUAUCCUGCAUUCAUACAUAGUAAAGAGGAACCAAUUUUCUUCAACUACCAGAUUAGCCUGUAUGGACAGAGUUUAUUUACGUCAGGUAAUAAAGUUUUAGAUUCUGGUUCCUACUUUAUGCUUUCUUUUUCUUUUUUUAGGGUUCAGCAUUUAGACAUCCAUCCAUAUGCAUUACUUAUUAUAACCAUUGACUUCAAAGUGAGUCCAUCAUGAUCCUAAUAACUUGUUACCAGCUGUAACUAUUUAUUUCAGUCUCUAAGAUGAAAAUUUGUCAACUUUGUGUUCUGGUGGUAAAAGUACUAUAGAGGUUUCUAUACUAGAAGUCAGAUUGCAUGACUAUGUACCACAUGGUGUGCUGCAUGUGCCUUAUGCUGAUAUACAAGAAUCAGUUUGUUCUUUGAUCUAAUGUACGUGUACCAUAGUAUUUUUAUCUUUCUGGUUCUACAUAUUUGUAUGAGAGUUCUUUGUUUGUCAAUUGUUUGUUGGGACUUGGGAGUGGCAUAAUAUGUAAUUGACAAUAACUUGUCAAAA
This is a messenger RNA of Gossypium arboreum, 2354 nucleotides long. Its product is annotated as transcription termination factor MTEF18, mitochondrial-like. Gene Ontology annotation, biological process: chloroplast organization; regulation of DNA-templated transcription. The transcript has a single exon. The coding region runs from base 1 to 1740 and encodes 579 amino acids. Lineage: Eukaryota; Viridiplantae; Streptophyta; Magnoliopsida; Malvales; Malvaceae. Gene Ontology annotation, molecular function: double-stranded DNA binding. The record is from RefSeq and is a predicted model, not a curated record. Gene Ontology annotation, cellular component: chloroplast.